UUUAUUUUAAUCCUAGAACUUUUGAAUCCUCUUGGAAAGCGCAAAAACAAGAAACUGCUUUUUAAAUGUCUCUCAUACAGCUGACAUGUUCCAGGGAAAAGCUGUUUAUUCUGCAAAAUUCUCUGGGGUUUUAAAUAAGCAUAAAAUGAAAGUUGUUUAAAAUCUAGCCUUCAAAAUGAAUAUUGAAAGGUCAGACGACAAAGCAAAGAAUGGCUUGAAGUCUUCCUUACUUAUGAGGGAUGAAAAUGGAAAUGACUACAUGUGUGACAAAGCUACGCUUCCUUCAAAGAAUUGUGCUGCCAAGUUACAUGGUGAUUCAACUGACCAAAAUAUAGUGACUGAGAAUGAAGAUGAUGCUGCUCUUGAAGAUAAGAGUGACUUUGGAAGUAUUCUUUUAAAACAGCAGUGUAUUGAAGCAUUUCAUCUGCCAAGGGUGCCUGGUAAAUAUAACUGCCCAGGAGACAUUCUCUUGGGAGAUAAAGAUACUGAAUGCAAGUCUUCUCUGACUGAACAGACUAGUAUGUAUCCUUUGAAUUGUGACUUGAAAGAAACAACAAACUUCCUGAAAGGUAAUAUGGCUAUGACAAAAAUGCAAGCUCAGAGUACUGAACAAUCAAUGCCUUACAGUCAGACUGAAUCAAACUGUGUAUUACCGCAUCCUGCUUCAGAGCAGUGCACACAGUCCAUGAUAGAAAACAGGGUACACUGUCACCAGAGCACAUGUGAUGUUACUAACAUUGUAAGUGGAACAGUGGGAACUGAUCAAAAUGAUGUGCAUCUGGGGGAAAUGCUAAUCCCUUCUGAUGAAGGAGAUAUGGAAGAGAAAUUGGGUGCAGAAAAAACACCAAAUUUGUCUUUUACAGUAGUGGCUUCAGGAAGCCUAGAGGCCUCUGCUGAUUUUGAAGUAUAUUAUCCUGCCUCUGCAGGUGUUAAACUCGAUAUAGAAAAUUCUAGUAACAUUGACAGAGAACAAUUGGAAACAGCAACACAGUCUGGAAAACAAGCUGCUGGAUGUAUUAAUCCUCAUGAACAAGCUGAAUUAUCACCAUACAUCUUCACUUGUGAAGAUCAGCAAGUAAAAGUCUUGCAGAAUACUGCUGACUGUGAUGAAACCAGGAAUUCCAUUGCUCAGACAUGUGUGGAUAGUCCUGGAAAUAAUGUGUACCUUCUACCCGUAGAAAACAUUGGAGAACAAGUAUCAGAGAAAACCAGUGAACCCUUAACCAAAGAACAAAACAUCCCUGGAAAUGCUGCUUUUCGGUAUAAGCACAACACCACUUUUGUGUCUGAAGUGCUACCUUGCAGUGUACCAAAACUAAAGAGAACAGUUAAACCAGAACUGAAAUGUGAAGCAACUUUUUUGGUCUUCAGUCCUGUGGCUGGUGAAAGCGAUACUGCUCUAUUUACUUCAACUCCUAAAGAGCGAACAAAACCCACAACUUUUCCAGUUGCAUCUGUGGCAGAACUCAGAGACAAGUCUUCUAAACUAAGACAAAACGAGAUGCUUGUAGGAGAGCAUAACCGAAGGCCUUCACUUAAAACUGGUUCAGGUCAAAUUGCAGGAAGAACAGUGGGCAGAUCACCUAUUGUGUCAUCAAUAACCAAAUCAAGGAAAUGUGAGAUUGUUAGUUUUCCCAAACCUAAUUUCAAAAAUGUGAAGCCAAAGGUGAUGUCUAGGCCUGUACUACAGUCAAGAGAGAGUGAGCCCUUAAAACAGUCUCCUCAGUCACCAAAAAAAUCAACCGCCUCCUCAUCCUCAGUAGUUGCUUCCUCAAGGCAACUGUCCCCUUCUGUGAAAGUGCUGAAAAAGAAAAUAGAUUUAACUAAAGAUAUGAAAGUGGAACUGCCUGUGAAUAAGCCCCAUAAGCUGCAUCUUAAGAAACACCUCUUUGCUAGCCAGGUUGUACACGCCGCAACACAUCCACGAACCGUUUCCCACAGGACUUCAAAGACACCUGCGCUGAAGCAGAAUCUGGAAGACACUGGUGAAGUGAGUGCUACCAAUUCAGUGCGCUCCUUGGUUUUUGCUGUGCUUCCAACGUGUGGAGAAGACUCAAAAGAGAUGCUCAAUGAUGAAAUGGACACUUCAGACUCCUUAGUGCAGCCAUGUGCUCAAAACAUCUGUCCAAACAGAAGUGAAAAAGAGCAAAACUGCAACAUAGGAAUUCUGGAAGCGCCGCUGUUAGAAGAUGUAGCAAAUAAAACAUUUGUCCUGCACUCAGUUCCUGUGCAGAUGCCUUCUGUGAAAGGUGAGAAUGCACAAGACAAAAAUACACCAAAGAAAAGCCCAGUCGGUCUACGAAAUGCAUCAGUGUCCAAGGUUAAAAUGGUGCCAUCUGUGUUUCCCUUGAGGAGGGGAAGUGAAAAUAAAAAUACUUGCACAAUCAAAGCACCUUCUCAGAGAGGAACAGUUCUAUCAUCAAGCUCUGGUCUGGGAUCUUCGCCGAGAGAGAAGUAUGCUUCUGUGAAAAAUUCCCCAGCUUCCCGGGCUAGCUCUGCUAAACUACUCUCCAAAUCCAAAGUGCCUGUCAAAAGAUCAGUGCUGGAAAGAACACCUAGUAUCUCGUCACUCAGCAGCACUCCGAGUGAGAGGAGUCUUUCCAGUAGUAAUUCUACAAGUGCCACAGUCAUCAUCAAGAAUGGAGAAUGGCCUUCAAAAACCUGCCAGAAUGGAACUUCUGGAUCUGUCUCUUUGAAAGCAGUACCAAGACCUAGAUUACUCUCAUUGAAAGCAACUCCAAAAGGUAUCUGAAUCUGUAGCUACAGU
Messenger RNA from Meleagris gallopavo (turkey), 2767 nucleotides. The record is from RefSeq and is a predicted model, not a curated record. NCBI's taxonomy places the organism in Eukaryota, Metazoa, Chordata, Aves, Galliformes, Phasianidae.